Penicillium verrucosum is the source of this 2352-nucleotide messenger RNA. RefSeq names its product cysteine--tRNA ligase. Gene Ontology annotation, biological process: cysteinyl-tRNA aminoacylation. The transcript has 3 exons. The record is from RefSeq and is a predicted model, not a curated record. The coding region runs from base 1 to 2352 and encodes 783 amino acids. Gene Ontology annotation, molecular function: ATP binding; cysteine-tRNA ligase activity. Gene Ontology annotation, cellular component: cytoplasm. NCBI's taxonomy places the organism in Eukaryota, Fungi, Ascomycota, Eurotiomycetes, Eurotiales, Aspergillaceae.
AUGUCUUCUCGCCAGCAGCCGCCAUGGCGGCAACCGGCCUCUAGCCCGGACGCGCAACUCCCUCCGUUGAAGGUGUGGAACUCGUUGACCAAGUCCAAGACCCCCUUCGUCCCGAUCGACCCUGCGGGCAAGAAAGUUGUGUGGUACGCGUGCGGACCGACUGUUUACGACGAUGCGCAUCUUGGACAUGCCCGAAACUAUGUCAGCACCGAUAUUAUUCGGCGAAUUAUGCGCGACUACUUCAAGUUUGAUGUCAACUUCGUUAUGAACAUUACAGACAUAGACGACAAGAUCAUCCUCCGCGCCAGACAACAACACCUGUUUAACGAAUUCAUCACCACCAACCCUACGAUUACCUCAGAGGUCCUAGAUACCGUCAAAAGCGCUUUCGCCGCCUACUUAAAGAAGAACCUUCCCUUGCUCGACUCCGAACUCCCCCGUCGCGCUUUGCCAGGAAAUGAGAAGGCAGGUGAUGAUGAGGCCAAGGUUAAAAUGCACAUCAAGACGGCUGCGUCGGCCGCAAAGGUCUUCGCGCAGGCUGAAACCCGUGAUGGCUCGAGUGCCGACCCUGCUCUCUUUGCUGAGUCAUUCUAUUCGAAUGCGCAGGAUCUCAUUUUGCCUUACCUCGAUGCCAUGAAGGGCGCAUUGGUUGAUGCGGAUGAUCACAGCAUCUUCACCAAAUUGACUAAGAGAUAUGAGGACCGGUUCAUCAAGGAUAUGCGCGACCUGAACGUUCUUGAUCCCACCGAGUUGACUCGCGUGACGGAGUAUGGUGAUGAGAUUGCGGCAUUCGUGGAUCGCAUUGUUAAGAAUAACUUUGGAUAUGCUACAAAGGAUGGAUCGGUGUACUUUGAUAUCAAUGCCUUUGAAGCUGCGGGCCACCCGUACGCUCGACUUGAGCCAUGGAGUCGGUCAGACAACAAAUUGGCUGCAGAGGGCGAAGGCUCUUUGGCCAGCAAGACGACAGAGAAGCGCGGUGCUUCCGAUUUCGCUCUCUGGAAGUCGUCCAAGCCAGGCGAGCCGAGCUGGUCCAGCACCUGGGGCAAGGGCCGCCCUGGUUGGCACAUCGAAUGCUCAGCCAUGGCAUCAGCCCGGCUGGGCAAUCACAUGGAUAUUCACUCUGGUGGUAUCGAUCUUGCCUUCCCGCACCACGACAAUGAGCUGGCCCAGAGUGAGGCAUACUGGCACGGUGACCACGAGCAUGACCAAUGGGUUAACUACUUCCUCCACAUGGGCCAUCUUUCUAUUCAAGGAUCCAAGAUGUCUAAGUCGUUGAAGAACUUCACUACUAUCCGGGAAGCGCUUGAUCGUAAAGACUGGUCGCCGAGAAGUCUGCGCAUUGUUUUCCUCCUGGGUGGCUGGAAGGACGGUGUUGAGAUCACAGAGGAUCUGGUAAACAAUGGCAGCUCAUGGGAGGAGAAGGUAAACAACUUCUUCCUCAAGGUGAAGGAUCCUGCGGCUCUCCAGUCGUCAGGCACCGACACCACCUUUGCCGCUGAUCUGGAAGCGGCCAAGAAGGCAGUCAACGACCAGCUCUGCGAUUCUUUCAACACUCCCGCUGUCAUGGCGUCGAUCUCCGAUCUUAUCUCCAAGUUCAACAUUGCCGACAAAACCACCGUGCCUUCCGAGGACGUUCACGCUGCAGCCCGAUGGGUCACCUCCAUGGUGAACAUUUUCGGUCUCAAUGGCACGGCCUCGGCUGAUAGCACUGAAAUCGGCUGGUCUGGUAUUGAUAUCCCCGAGGAGGCCAAGCCCUACCUGUACCCUCUGUCCGCUAUGCGUGACACGCUCCGUGAAGCCGCGCGGUCCAAGGCUGGCAUCUCCGCCAAGGACAUCGAGGCGGCAGUUGCCAAAGCAUCGGCACCCGAAGAGGCCUCCGAAUCUGCCAAGCCAUUCGCAGAGCUUUUCUCCAACUUCCGUAAUAAGGUGGUGUCUCUAGAGUCAUCUGAGUCUAUUGGCAAGGAUAUUCUUUCCCUGUGCGACCGGGUGCGAGACAUCGACCUCUUCGAUGUUGGUAUCGCCCUCGAAGAUCGGGAAAACCAACCUGCCAUGGUCCGGCCAGUCACCCAAGAGAUGAUCAAGGCGCGGGAAGAGAAGGAAACCCGAGCCCUCCAGAAACAGGCUGAAAAGCUGAAGAAUCAGCAGGAAGCCCUCAAGAAGGCGGAGAAGGGCAAGCUGAGCCACUUGGAGAUGUACCGCACCAAUGAGUACAGCGCCUGGGACGAGGAAGGCAUGCCUACUCGCGACACUGCCGGCGAGGAGAUCACCAAGAGUCGCGCUAAGAAGCUCCGCAAAGACUGGGAGCGUCAGAAGAAGGCACAUGAGGCAUGGUUGGCUACUCAGGCCAAAUAG